Messenger RNA from Nezara viridula (southern green stink bug), 3084 nucleotides. The record is from the annotation of a GenBank genome assembly. Lineage: Eukaryota; Metazoa; Arthropoda; Insecta; Hemiptera; Pentatomidae.
AUGACAGCAGAGAAUCCUCAGUUAAUAAAAUUUGGCAUUGGUUAUGUGAUUUUUGCAGUGAUAGCAUUAAUUUUUGGUGUCAUUCAGAUUUUGGCUGCUGAAAUAGCUUCCCGUAACAUAAUGGCCAGAAUUAAGACUGCCUACUUAUCGAAGAUGCUGUUGUUAGGGAUGGACUGGUAUGACCAAUCACAAGAACAGUUUGUCAGUACUUUGUCACAUGACUUACAGAAGAUGGCGUUCUUGUUUGACAGUAAAAUAACCAUCGCGACAGAAAUGUUGUCAUUUUUCUUUUUUGGUUGCACUUUCGGCAUGAUCACUUCAUGGAAAGUUGCCCUUUUGACCCUCGGAAUGAUGUUGAUUGCUGUGAUCAUCAUGUUCUUCAUAUUACAGGCUUCAAAAAAGAAGGGAAAAUUGAUGCAGGAGUAUAACAGAAAAUGUACUAAAAUUGCUUCUGAAGUACUUGGAAACAUCCGUACUGUAGCUGCAUAUGGUGGCGAAUAUUUAGAAAUGGAGAGGUACAAGAGUACAUUAAAAAUAGCUAACAAGUUUGGAUUAAAAUAUACUGCAAUGAUCUCUGUAGGAAAAGCAUUCAAUUAUUUCCAAAUGUGUACUUGUUAUCUGGUCGCCUAUUAUUUUUCUGUAAGGCUGUUUCUCAUAGGCGAUUUUGAUCCUGGCUACAUUUCAGUUAUUCUAACAUCUCAAAUUAAUACUAUAUAUUACUGCACCUUCUUGCUGAAUACUAUUUUCGAUCUCUAUAUGGCGACAGAUUCAGCCUACAGCGUCAUGAGUUUUCUUGAUAAUGAGGCAAGCUAUAACAAAUCAAUCGAACAAGGUCUCAAACCUGACACAUUUGAGGCUGAUGUCUGUUUCAGAAAUGUUACAUUCUCCUAUCCUACCAACCUACAUACUAAGGUGCUCCAUGAUCUAACAUUGGAUAUUGAGCCUGGCAAAGUCACGGCAGUAGUAGGAACUAGUGGGGCUGGAAAAAGUACAAUCGUAAGCCUAAUUUCAGGACUUUAUGAUGUUAGUGCUGGGCAGAUUCUCAUUGGAGGAGUGGACAUAAAGAAGCUCAAUGUCAGCUGGCUGAGAAAUCAAAUCGGUGUCGUAGGACAGGAACCUACACUCUUUGAUGCAUCUAUAGAAGAGAACAUCAGAUAUGGAAAAACUAAUGCAUCUUUGGAUGAGAUCGUGGAAGCCGCAAAGAUAUCUUAUGCUCACGGUUUUGUAGAGAAAUUACCUUUAGAAGGACGUGUCAUGGAAAAAGGCUCACACAGUGAACUGAUGGGCCUUAAAGGAUAUUACUACUCUCUAGCUAAGGUUCAAGAACUUGAGGAAAAAGACAAAAUUCUUAUUCUGAACCAAAAAAAUUUUCCUGAGGAGGAAUUGAUUGAGGAGGUCAUACCAUUAAUUGAUGAUGAUUUAGAGUUACCAGAGAAAAAAAAAAUACUAAGGCUAAAUAUAAAACACCUCAAAAAUGUGGUAGUAUGUUUUCUGGCCAUUUGUUUUAUUACUACUACGUCAACAUUUCUUCCCACUUUUCAACACAUAUUUUGUUUGUUUUGCCAGUCUUUUACAUACACUAAAGAUGAGCUGAGGCGAAUAGCCCUUGUCGAAGCUGGAUAUCUUUUUGGACUGGGCGCCACUAUAUUUUUCUCAGUAGUUUUGUCUGGAGUAAUGUCCACGAUUGCAACUCGCCUUUGGUUGGAAAAAUUGCAGACAAAAGUUUUUAACAAAAUAACUUCAAUUGAUAUAAGUUGGUUCGACAGGAGUGGGAACUCUCCUAAUGCUUGUCUUGAAGUUUUGACUAACAGCCCAUCGAUCAUCGAAUCAGUUGCAGGAGAUAAGGCUGCUCAGGUAAUCAUAUUCUUGCUUUCGGUUCUGUUCUCAAUCGGCUAUUCCCUCUUCAUCAGUUCAAGUGUUACCUUGGUGAACUUACCAAUUUUUCUCAUCUUCUUCAUCGUCAAUAUCUUCAGAAUGAAGCCAAGAGAAUCUGAUUCUAGGUCUGCUUUACUCUCAACCAGGUCGACCAAGGUUGCUACUGAAUAUGUUCAAAAUAUAAAAACAAUUCAAAUACUUAACUGUCAAAAAUAUGUAAUAACCCAGUAUCAGGAUAUGCUUUUACAAUCUAAGAAAGAAGCAAUCGAUAGUAUUAUUUGGUAUGCAGCUGUAUAUGGUAUCUCUAAGUCAGUGAUACGAUGGUCUUUUGGGAUAACAUUUAUUUAUGGAGCCUAUGUUAUCGCCAAUAGUAAUAUUCUAGGAACGUCACUUAUUGGUAUUGUGAAUACCUUAAGCUUGACAUCCAUGCUAACUGGGCCUACUUUGAUCUUGACGAGUCAGUAUCCAGCAGCAAGACAAGCGAUAAAGCAACUCUAUAGGAUUGCCGAUAGUAAACCAUCUCUCAAUACAUUGACAGAUCGGGGAAUUAAACCAGACAUAAUUGGAAACAUUGUCUUCCAAGACGUGGCGUUCUCUUAUCCAACAAGAGAAAACCUCCAAGUUCUCAAUAAGCUGAAUCUAAAGAUUGAAGCGGGGAAGACAGUAGCUCUAUUGAUUGAUGGUACCGAUAUCAAUGAUAUAAAUGUGAGAUAUUUACGAAGCCAAAUGGGGCUUGUAUCGCAAGAGCCUGUCUUAUUCGAUAUGACUAUUAAAGAAAAUAUCCUUUAUGGCUUAGAAGGAGAGGUUACAAUGGACAAGGUCAUCGAAGCUGCGAAAAUAGCAAAUAUUCACAACUUUAUAAUGAAGCUUCCCCAGGCGUAUGAUUCUUCAGUCGGUGAAAGAGGUUCGAAGUUAUCAGGAGGGCAGAAGCAGAGGAUCGCUAUUGCCAGAGCUGUCCUCAGGAAUCCAAAGAUAUUACUUCUGGACGAAGCUACUUCUGCGUUAGAUACUGAGAAUGAAAAGGCUGUGCAGGAAGCUCUAGAGAACGCCUCUGUCGGUAGGACCAAUAUUGUGAUAGCACACCGACUGUCGACGAUUCGUAAGGCAGACAAGAUAGUGGUCAUCCAGUCCGGUGUAGUGGUAGAGGAAGGGAACCAUGAACAGCUGAUGGAGAGGAGAGGUUAUUAUUUUAACCUGCUCACCAGAUAA